Anguilla rostrata (American eel) is the source of this 6939-nucleotide messenger RNA. RefSeq names its product NLR family, CARD domain containing 5 (gene nlrc5). NCBI's taxonomy places the organism in Eukaryota, Metazoa, Chordata, Actinopteri, Anguilliformes, Anguillidae. The coding region runs from base 160 to 5823 and encodes 1887 amino acids. Gene Ontology annotation, molecular function: protein binding. Gene Ontology annotation, biological process: positive regulation of MHC class II biosynthetic process; positive regulation of transcription by RNA polymerase II; positive regulation of MHC class I biosynthetic process. The record is from RefSeq and is a predicted model, not a curated record. The transcript has 50 exons.
UGAACUGUCCUCCGCGAGCGUGUGUGUGUGUAUGUUUUGUUUUUUCUCUUACUGCAGAUCGAAAAUAACCGAAAAUGAAACCAAUAUGCCCUUACCUUUCACUUUCGCAUUCUGUUACAAUGCGUUGCGAUGCGCUGCUAUCUGCGCUGAUGUCUCGGGAUGGAAGAGGUUGCAGAGGAGGCGGAUGUCCUCACGGUGGUAGCUGAAGUGCGCUCGAGGCUGGUCGAGGUCCUGUACAGAAAUCCAGACCCGGGACUUGAGUCUUUAUUGCAACUGGCGGGACCUGCAGCUUCUGAGCGGCUUCGGCGCGUGACAGACAGGAGAGAGCGCAUUUCCCUGCUGGUGGAUCAUUUUAGAAGCACGCGACCAGAAUGUGCCCGGUUUGUACACAUCGCAUCAAUGCAAUGCGAACUGCCCCUGGACUUGGAAUCUCGGCUGCUCUCUGCAGCUGGUUGCCAUGCAAAUGAGGAGACCCCAGACCAUGCCGAUCCUGAGCGCAUCAUUGACCAACCAGAUGAGCAUGUUCCCCAGCACCCUGGCAAACGGCUGAGAAGAGACUAUGUGGAAAGCUACAGCACUGCAGUAAAGACCACGCUGCUGCAGAAGUAUGAGAGGGUGACCAAGGGUGUGGCCAGGGAGGUACGGCUGGACAGGGCCAGGGUCAUCCUGCAGCACAGGACCACGUCCAGACAGAGGGAGAGAUUGAAGUCUCUGUCUCUUGACAGUGAGGACAGUUCCACAGAGGAUGUGGUGACAGUACAGUCCCUACUCAGCUCCCUCUCCAAAUCUCCCCUGACUGUGCUGCUGGGUCCAGCCGGGUCAGGGAAGACUGUGUUGAUGCACUGUGUGGGCCAGCAAUGGGCCCGUGGGGAACUCCCGGACUUCCACUUGCUCUUCCUGCUGGAGUUCCGUCAGCUCAAUUUGGUCACACGGAAGCUGACGCUGAUAGAGCUGCUCUUCCACUUCUUCCCUUGGUCUGAUGACACCUGCAGCCACACGCACAGAGAGGAGGAGGAGGAGGCACGUAAGGCAGUGCUGGCCUACAUGCAGGCUAACCCUGAGAAGGUCUGUGUGAUCUUUGAUGGUUACGACGAGUUCCGCUCGAAGUUCACCCGCUGGAAGACGGAUGCCAGUUGGGACCCCUGGCGUACGCUGUUGGUCCUGGAACUUUUCUCGGGGCUGUGCGGCGGGAGGAUCCUCCGUGGCUGCUCGGUGCUGGUGACCUGCAGGCCCCGGAACACAGUGGACCUUCCGGAAAGGGCCAUGGAAGGCGAGCUGCUAGGGUUCGACCGACAGCAGGUCAAGGAGUACGCCGAGCAGUACUUCCAGGGCAAAGGUCACAAGGAGGACUCGGUACGCCACCUCCUGGCCAGUCAUCAUAUCCUCACCAUGUGCUAUGUGCCGGCGCUCUGCCACCUGUGCUGCGUCUGCCUUGACCACCACUUUUCCCAGGGGCCCCACUCUACCACUCAGCUGCCUGCUACUGUCACUCAGGUCUACCUCCAGAUCCUCACCGCCUUCCUCAGCAAGGUAUCGGGAGGCAGGCCGGAGGACGAGGCCACGCCCCCUAUACAGAGGGAUCAGGUGGAGCUAAAAGAGGUAUGUCAGCUAGCCAUGGAGGGGCUGGACGGCAGCAGGAUUGUGUUCUCCACCAAUAGCGUCUCGCCACACCUGCUGGAAUUCGCCACUAGAGCGGGGUUCCUGUCCCAGUUCCAGCUGACGCAUGACGACGGGUCCCAGGGGGUGGGGUGUGCUUUUUCCCACCUGGCCAUGCAGGAGUUCCUGGGCGCGUUGCACCUCAUGACCAGCCAGAGCGUGGAGGAGCCCCAGCUCAGGAGCAAUCUCAAUCUGAAGUCCCGCUGGACGGCCCGCACCGACCCCAAGACCGUCUUCACCGACACCCUCCAACUGUUCGUGUGCGGGCUGGCCGCUCCCGCCUGCGCCCCUUCCCUGGUCCAGCUGAUGGGGGGCGGGGACGGGGCCAAGGGGCGGGUGGAGAAGCGGCGGGGCGCGGUGCUGAGGAUCCUGCGGGGCUUCGCGGGGAACCCCCACCUGACGGGGCCCAAGCUGGUGGAGCUGUGCUGCUGCGCCCUGGAGACGCAGGACGUCCCCCUGGCCAGGGCGGUGGCGGCCAGGCCCGGCUUCGAGUUGCGCAACAUCCGCCUGGCCCCCCCCGACAUGGACGCCCUGGCCUUCGUGGUGUCGGCCGCGGCGGCGCCCGUGGGCCUGGACUUCGCCGGGUGCUCCAUGGAGACGGAGUGCCUGCAGGCCCUGCCCAGCUGCCCGAGCAUCGACUACCUCAUUUUUCGUAGCAGGAAGUAUGGCGACGCGUUUGCAGAAGUGCUUUCUGGCGUCCUUCCCGGACUACCUGCCCUGAGAAAGCUUGAAUUGAUAUGUGGACGUCUGACGGAGGUUGGAGCUGCUAAAUUGACCACUGCUCUGGAGAGCUGCCCAGAGAUCAGUGAACUCAACCUCAGCGAUAAUCACCUCAGAGACGACGGCCUCAGGAAAGUGGCAGACAAGUUCCCCAAGCUGACGUCCCUUCGUUCGGUCUCAUUGGGGAAGAAUAGUUGCAGUCUGGAUGGAAUCCUCACCCUCCUUGAGAAGAUGGCGGCUUACCCCACUAUUCAGGCCAUACACACUGAUGGCCAGAAGGACUUCAGUGAAAUCAGAGUGUUAUUUUCUCAGCGAUCCAAGUCUUUAAGUGCUCAGGCAGAUCACUGUGGCUCGACCCCUACUGGACGCACUGUCAGGCUUCUGAACUGCGGCUUUACAGCUGAAAAGAUGAAUCAGCUUUGUCAGAUCCUGACAAAAUGUCCUGGCAUGUCUGCCAUUGAUUUGAGCGGAAGCACAGUGUCGCUGGACGGGCUGGAGAUUCUGACUCGGACUCUGGCUGUGCGUCCCGACGUGAGCGAGAUGGACGUCAGGCUUCAGGAGCCAACAAAGAUAUCUGUUCUGUACUCACCAGAGACACAGAGACACACACCUGGUACGGUGACAGUCAAGAAAACUGAAAAAAGACUUCGCCUGGUGUCCUGUGGACUUCGCCCUCCUGACCUAACCAGGUUGUGUGAGGCCCUGAGGGAGUGCACUGCACUAACUCUGUUGGAUGUGUCUGGCAAUGCACUUGGGGACAAGGGACUGAAGACACUAGUAGAUUUCAUUCCUCAACUGAGCGUGAUCCAGGAAAUAAAUGUCAGCGAGAAUGCAGUGACCAUGGAGGGGGUCCUAUACCUGGCGGGCACCCUCUGUACAUGUUUAACAUUACAGAAGGUGGAGGUUAGUCAUGGGGGUAAGAAAUGUCUGGUGAUGAAGUUUCGCUCCAGUGUAAGGAGGAAGUCUGGGGAGCGGCCAGAUGUCCCACACCCACAGCAGAACGGGAUACACCUGUCUAAGAAAUUCAGCCUCACUCACAGCGAUGUCCAGCCUUCCAGAAUCGACAGGCUCUGUGGGAAGUUGUCACACUGUCCAGAACAACUGGAGCUCAAUUUUUCCCACAGCUCCCUGAGUGAUGUGUCCAUCGAGAAGCUUCUGCAGCGACUGCCGCACAUGGCUACUCUGCAGCUGCUGCAAUUAAAUCAUGUCCAGAUGUCUACAGAGGGUGCCUUGCUAUUAGUCAGAUCACUGAUUGACUGCCAACGCGUCAAGGCAGUGGAACUCCGGUCGCAGGGAGAAGCCUGCAUCAAGUUUCAACAAAUAAAAGCAGAAGAGGUGGCAUGCAAACUGACGCAGUACCAGCUGACCUGUGGAAAUGUGGAGAAGCUGUCUGGUAUCCUGCAACAGUGCCCCCGAAUCUCAGACCUGGACUCUAAGGCAGGCAGCAGCUGUUCCUGGAGAUCUACAGUCCUUCUGUCUGGUAACCUGCUGAGAGACGAAGGCGUGCGGUGCUUUGUGGAGUUCUUACCCAAGCUACAGAUCUCCAACUCUGUGAAGCUCAAUGACAACAGACUGACCCAGACUGGGGCUCUCUGCUUGGCGAACUCCAUAACCAUAUGCAAGCGUGUCAUGGCAGUGGAAGUGAGCCUAGGGUUGGAGAUGAAGUCUCUCAUUCGGUUUAUACAGGACAACGACAGUGGCAAAGCACUCAGUCUCCGAGAGUGUUGCUUUGGAACUGCCCACCUUCAGAAAUUGGCUGAUAUUCUCCAAAACUGCCCCCAUCUGCACAGAUUGGAGUUGUGUUGUAACACACUGCCGAAUGAGGGGUUCCAGAUUCUGCAGAGAGCUCUGAGCGGACUUCCCUCUCUGCAGCUUCUGGGGAUUAGGAAGAAUGGGCUGAGUGCUCAGGUGAUCAAGGAACUGCUGAAGGAACUGGGCAGCCUUACCAACCACCUGGAAAUCAGAAUCGAGGAGCCCUGGAUCAAAGAGGAAGCAGCGGUCCAGCUGGUGUCCAGCUGCCUGGACCUGAAUUCCAGCAUAACCAAGAUCAGAGUCUAUAAAACAACUGUCAGCAUCACGCUGGAAAAAGAGGACACCAUGACAACGCCGCUCCCUUCCCGAGAUAACUCCAUGAAGGCAACUUCAACUUUGUCUCCUGUGAAAUCCAUUGGCCUAGUUGACUGUGAUCUUCAAGGUCAUCACCUCCAGUUUCUACAAGCCAUCAGCCAAAACUGCCCAGUACUGCAGGAGCUAGAUUUGUCCAACAAUAGCAUGAGUAGGGAAGGGGCAGAGUUUCUUUCCGCCACCCUCCCAAGUUUGCCCGAUCUCAGGAGACUCAGGUUAGGGUCGAAACAGACUUCUGAGGAUGGAGUAGAGAUUCUCACACAGGGCCUGUCCCACUGUCACAGCAUAGAGAGCCUGAGCUUGGCUCAUCAUGUGAUCAGCGACAGGGGUGCCGCUACCCUGAGCAGGAUGCUGCCCAGACUUCAGAACCUCAGAGCCAUCGAUCUGUCCUACUGCUCCGUCCUCACCACUGUGGGAUCACACGACCUGCUCCACGGUCUGCGCUUGUGCGCCGCCCUGGAGGACAUCAGCCUGGACUCAGUUCAGCUGGAUGCUGAGGGGAUCUCUCUCCUGGCUGCUGGACUCCAGCACAUGGCUUCUGUCAGGAGACUGAUAUUGAACAAGAUCGCCAUGACGACAGGCAGCUCAGAGCAAGGGGGUGAGGCCAUAAUGGUUCUGCUGAGGUCUCUGGAGGGGUUCCACAGGAUGGAGGAGAUUGAACUGGAUGAGAUUUGGAUGGGUGACCAUGGGGUCCAGGAGCUGGUCAGACACCUCCGAACUUGGCUAAGGCUCAGGAGGAUCAGCCUGUCAAAGAACUUUGUGAGUGAUACAGGAGGAGAGCUGCUUGUGGAGACCCUGGGCCACUGUACCACACUGGAGGAAAUCAUUCUUUCCAGAAACAGCCUUGGGGUUCUGAGUGCAGCCAAACUGGGUCAGGUUCUCCCUGUGCUUCCUCAGCUCAGAGUUCUGGACCUGUCAGAGAACCACUUUGGGGCAGAAGGAGCUGUGAAACUAUCAGAGUCUCUGGUCCAGAUGAAAUCUUUACAGAAACUCAAGCUGAUCUCCAUUGGGACCCAGGAGCUUACCGGUUUGGCUGCCUCGCUGAGACACUGCGUCUGUGCAGAGGAAGUCAGUCUGGCCUGGAAUGGCUGUGAUGACUCGGUGGCCUUGAAAUUAGCAGAGGUCCUGCCUCAGUGUCAGAAGCUGAAAUGUCUGGAUUUGGAGUGCAAUAAGAUUAGCUUAGCGGGAGCUGAGGAACUGGCUAAAAGCUUACGAUCCUGCCCGUCUGUUGAAGUUAUCAGACUCUGGAAAAACCACAUCGGCAGUGAAGCUGCUGAACGUCUGGGGACCAAGGAGCCGAGACUGAACUUCUCCUCCACCUAGGCUGCAGCCUGCUGAGGCCCACACAAAGAAGACGCUCAUUAAACCCAGAGGAACUCUGCAGUGAGGGACACACUACCUGCAGAUCGGCAGCUGUGCGCUUAGCACGCUUGCGUUUGAGUGCAGUCCUUCAGUAAAGCAAUGGCCGGAGUUUGCAAAUCGGCACUACGUCGGUCCACUGGUGGACUGUUCAGAAGCUGUGGAGAUGAGGACCAACUGUGAAGUGAAGGCAAAAUGGGUGGUGAAUGGUCCUGCCACCGGUGGUCUGCCGUAAUGCCGAUUUUCAGACCACUGACGCGCCAACAUCAGUUCCCUUGGCAGUCAGACAGGUCCUUGCUUGCUGGAGAAGGUAAGAUUGGGAGAGGUAUGAUAAGAAGCACUAUUUUGCUUCCUUGUAACAAGGGAACAAAGGAGACAUUGACUUCUAACAAUGGAACAUCCCCUGAAAAUGCAAUAUAAAUUGAAAUAAAAUGUGGGCCUCCAAAACAGACAGUUAGGUGGUUAAUAUAGCAGAAGCAGGCAAAGCUGUUGUUUUCCUUCUGACAUUUCUUUUUAAUCCUUACCCCCCACCCUUUCCCUUUCUUUCUGCCGUUAUUUAUGAUGAAACAACAUCCUCAUAUUGACAUACAGGAUAAUGACCAGUGUUGCCAACUCUUAUGGAUAGUCUCCAGAUCUACCUGUAUAGUACACUGUUCCAAAGUUGUCAAAGCAAGACGUAAAACUAAUGCUGGGGCAUUAAGAUUAGAUAUUUUUAUAUCUCGAGUUCUGUAUAGUAAAAUUCUAAUCAAUGUCUGAUGCAUUUUUUUUCCACUUGUUUUCACCUAAUUUUGUUAACCCUGGAGACAAAUCCAUUGAAGUGGCAAUACUGUAAUGGCUGCUGCCUGAUGAAGUCUCAUCUACACAGAUGCAUAAGGACUGAGCAGGCCCCUUUGAGUGACAAUACUAUUGUCACUCGAAGCCAUAAUCCAUUUCUCUGACUGCUUCUUUUGUGUUUCCUUCUGUGCCUGUUGUUUUUGUUCAUUCUUUGUAUUUUUUAAAAUAACUGUAAGCAUUCUACAUUCUGGAAUGCUGUAUGCUGUGCCAAUUGCAAUGCAAUAAUAAAUUCCAAAUAUUGCUUGA